GUAAACACACGAGCAGAAGCGGCUCCAGUUCCACUCUCCCGUGACCAACUGAUAUCAGUCCAGCGUGCGGCAGCGACGGAAAACAGCGUGCGCGUGACAUUACAAAAAUGUCCCAGCAGGCAAUGAACGGGGUCCCGUCCCGGGGCAAGGUGCUGACUCUGGAUAACAUGAACCCAAAUGUGAAGCGGGUCGAGUACGCGGUCCGAGGCCCCAUAGUCCAGCGAGCGGUGCAGAUAGAGAAGGAGCUGAAAGAGGGAGUCAAGAAACCUUUCACAGAGGUCAUCAAGGCUAACAUAGGCGACGCCCACGCCAUGGGCCAGAAACCAAUCACAUUUCUCAGACAGGUCUUGGCUCUGUGCUCUUACCCUGAACUCCUGGAAGACAACAAGUUCCCCGAGGACGCCAAGAAAAGAGCGCGGCGUAUCCUCGAGGCCUGUGGAGGCCACAGUAUAGGGGCCUACAGCGCCAGCCAGGGGAUCGAGUGCGUCCGUCAGGAUGUGGCGUGCUACAUAGAGAGGAGAGAUGGUGGAAUCCCCUCCAGCCCUGACAACAUCUACCUCUCCACUGGGGCCAGUGAUGCCAUUGUGACCAUGCUGAAGUUGCUGGUGUGCGGUGAGGGUCGAGACCGUACAGGAGUGAUGAUCUCCAUCCCUCAGUACCCUCUGUACUCGGCCGCCUUGGCUGACCUGGGUGCAGUGCAGAUCAGUUACUACCUGGAUGAGGACAAGUGUUGGAGUCUGGACGUCACAGAGCUCAGGAGAGCCCUCAAUGCAGCCAGGCAGCAUUGCAAUCCUCGUGUCCUCUGCAUCAUCAACCCUGGAAACCCCACCGGUCAGGUCCAGAGCAGGCAGUGCAUUGAAGAUGUGAUCCGAUUUGCUAAAGAGGAGCAUCUCUUCCUCAUGGCUGAUGAAGUCUACCAGGAUAAUGUGUAUGCAGAGGGCUGUAAAUUUCACUCCUUCAAGAAGGUGUUGUUUGAGAUGGGACCAGAGUACUCCAGCACAGUGGAGAUGGCCUCCUUCCACUCCACCUCCAAAUGCUACAUGGGAGAGUGUGGAUUCCGUGGCGGUUACAUGGAAGUGAUUAACAUGGACCCCGAGGUGAAGGUCCAGCUCACCAAACUGGUGUCAGUGCGUCUGUGUCCCCCAGUUCCUGGACAGGCUCUCCUGGACCUGGUGGUCAACCCCCCGCAGCCAGACGAGCCCUCCUACACCACAUUUAUGAAGGAGCGGACAGCGGUGUUAACAGCUUUGGCAGAGAAGGCCAGGCUGACGGAAGAGAUCUUCAACACAGUACCUGGUAUCACUUGUAACCCGGUCCAGGGGGCCAUGUACACCUUCCCCCGCAUCACUCUACCUCAAAAGGCCAUUGACAAGGCCAAGGAAGAAGGCCAGGUCCCAGACAUGUUCUACUGUAUGAAGCUGCUGGAGGAGGAGGGGAUCUGUCUGGUGCCAGGUAGUGGCUUUGGGCAGAGAGAGGGAACCUUCCACUUCAGGAUGACCAUCUUGCCACCCGCUGAGAAGCUGAAGUUUGUGCUGCAGAAGAUCCGUGAUUUCCACCUACGGUUCACACAACAGUUUUCCUAAACAAUCCUCCACCCUGAACUACAUCUCAAGAACCAACCCGUUCAGUGCCAGUAUCUUCAAGUGCCUUAAUGUUGUGAAUGAGGCUGCAACCUCUGCAAUACCCAUGUCUCACCUCAAAGCUGUGGUCACACCAGAGCAGAUUUUUGUAAAGAUAUUUUCUGUGUUUUGCAGCAGUGAUGAAACCAUGAAAGUUUCCUUUAGAUAACUAGUGAAAACAUGUGCACAGAAUGAUGCACUGUUCAUAUGUACAUACAGCAUGUGAAGACGUAAUCAUGUUCAGUGCAUGAUGCACUUUCCCAAAGUAUAACCCGGCCAAGUUUGUGAUUUUAGAUGUUAUUAUCUAUAGAGUUAUGAGGUAUUUAAGAUGUCCUUGUCACAGAAACUGCUACAGGUGCAUCUCGCUCCUGCCAAAACUUUUUAACAGCAAAAUAAGUUCAAAAUGAUGAACAUGUUAGGUGAUUACUGGAUGAACAUGACUGGCUGUAGAAGAUGCACCAUAAUGAGGAUGACUGAGUACUGCCAGGGCAAUUCUUGCCUGUCUCAGAAUGUAGCCGUUUGUAUUACUAAUGUUUAAAUUGUUCAUAAAUGUGAUUAAAAACACUUGAAUUUCUAAAA
Seriola dumerili (greater amberjack) is the source of this 2198-nucleotide messenger RNA. RefSeq names its product glutamic--pyruvic transaminase. NCBI's taxonomy places the organism in Eukaryota, Metazoa, Chordata, Actinopteri, Carangiformes, Carangidae. Gene Ontology annotation, biological process: biosynthetic process. The record is from RefSeq and is a predicted model, not a curated record. Gene Ontology annotation, molecular function: pyridoxal phosphate binding; L-alanine:2-oxoglutarate transaminase activity. The transcript is spliced from 12 exons. Bases 108 to 1583 code for a protein of 491 amino acids.